AUGUCUGCGUCUGCUUCAGCUGCUUCAGCAUCGCCUGCGUCGGUGCUCAACUUCAAUGCGCUGUUCGACAAUCCGCUGUUCGCGGGAGGCAUCGGCCUCGCCUCUCUAGGCGCCGCCGCAGCGUUUGCGCGCAAGGGAUCCAUUGCCGUCCUGGGCGCCGCUCGCCGCCGGCUGCUCGUCAACGUCGAGAUCAGCAAGCAGGAUCCGGCGUAUCCCUGGAUCCUCGCAUGGCUCUCGCAGCCUCGUGAGACGCCGGGCUUCAUCGCCUCGCGGCUGACGCGCAUCCACAACCUGUCCGUGGCGACGGCGACGGGGUCAAAGGGACCGGGAGCCGGCGGGCCAGUCAAUGCUCACUUCUUUCUCCAGCCGGGAUAUGGACGCCACAUUGUCAAGUUCGGGAGGGCCUUCAUCUCGGUCAACAGGGAGAAGCACAACACGGCCAACAUGAACACCGGAGAGCCGCAUGAAAUUGUCCAGCUGACUACGCUGUGGGCGCAUCGCCACGUCUUUGAGGACCUCUUCAGAGAGGCGCACCAACUGGCCGCAAAGGCGAACGAAGGCAAGACGGUGGUGUACUCUGCCCGCGGGCUCGAAUGGAGUCCUCUGGGAGACCCUCGCAAGAAGCGGCCGCUCGGCUCGGUCAUCCUGGACGAGGGGGUCAAAGAGAGCAUUGUCGCAGACGUCAAAGACUUCCUGUCAAGACAGCAGUGUGGCAAAAGCUCUUUCAUCCAAGCGCUGGCAGGAGAGCUCGACUUUGGUGUGGCCAUGAUCAACCUCAGCGAGAUGGGCAUGACGGACGACAAGCUGGCAUAUCUCCUCACGAAACUGCCCAAGAGGAGCCUGCUUCUUUUGGAAGAUGCAGAUGCGGCCUUUGUCAACCGUCGGCAGCGAGACUCGGAUGGAUACAGCGGCGCAAGCGUCACCUUUUCCGGUCUUCUCAACGCACUCGACGGUGUCGCAGCUGGAGAAGAGCGCAUCGCCUUUCUCACGACCAAUCACAUUGAGCGCCUGGAUCCCGCGCUGAUCAGACCCGGCCGGGUGGACAUGAUGCUCAAGAUUGGCGAGGCCACGCGAUACCAGGCUGCGCAGAUGUGGGAUCGUUUCUAUGGCGAUGUGGAUGAGGAUCAUUCUGGUCGGGCACGAUUCUUGGAGCGCCUGGAAGAGCUCGGCUUGUUUGGACAGUACAAGGAUGGACAGCCCUCUCAUCGGCACACGAGCGCUGCUGCGAUCCAGGGCUUGUUCUUGUUCAACAAGAACGAUAUGCAAGGUGCCAUUGACAUGGCCGAGGGUCUGAUUCCAAGGAAAUUCGAGGCCGAAGACUCGACUCCCGAUGGGGCCAUCAAGACGCCAGUCUGA
Molecule: messenger RNA, 1356 nt
Organism: Trichoderma citrinoviride
Lineage: Eukaryota; Fungi; Ascomycota; Sordariomycetes; Hypocreales; Hypocreaceae
Exons: 2
Coding region: 1-1356 (451 amino acids)
Biological process (GO): mitochondrial respiratory chain complex III assembly; protein insertion into mitochondrial inner membrane from matrix
Cellular component (GO): mitochondrial inner membrane
Molecular function (GO): ATP hydrolysis activity; ATP binding
Source: RefSeq, a predicted model, not a curated record